Messenger RNA from Etheostoma cragini (Arkansas darter), 2878 nucleotides. It is a transcript of the gene gcfc2, whose product is annotated as GC-rich sequence DNA-binding factor 2. The record is from RefSeq and is a predicted model, not a curated record. Gene Ontology annotation, cellular component: nucleus. The coding region runs from base 100 to 2694 and encodes 864 amino acids. NCBI's taxonomy places the organism in Eukaryota, Metazoa, Chordata, Actinopteri, Perciformes, Percidae. Gene Ontology annotation, molecular function: DNA binding. Gene Ontology annotation, biological process: mRNA splicing, via spliceosome. The transcript has 18 exons.
ACUCUGUCGAGCAUUUUCUGACGUGACGUACCACGUUUCAGAAUACAAACCGAUACAAACCUGUACAACAUCCAUGGUUGAGUUACUAGUUUAGCGAAAAUGUUCAACAAAAAGCCCCGGAGGAACUUUCGGCGGAGAAAAGGUAACUCCAGUGACGAGGAGGAUGAUCAGGAGAAUAGAGGAGAUCGAGAAGAAAGUGAGAAAGCUCCACCUGCGGUGAAUAAACCGUCCAAACUGGCCCAGGGCCGCGGUAUUACUUGCAGCUCCAAGCGGGAACCCACGCCUCCCAAGCCGGACAGCAGUGACGGAGAAGACGAUGAGACGCUGGAAGUUACCGAAGAAAGAGAAGAGAGGAAUAAAGACAGUGAUGGGUUUAAGACAAAAACAAACGCCAUCCUCAGUUUCUCUGACGACAAAGAAGCUGAAGAACCAUCAUUUAAACUGAAGAGGUCCUCUGAUAAAGCUGUACUGUUCCAAGUAAGAAGGAAGGAGGCUUCACCUGCCAAGACCAACCAAAGCACAGUCCCAGCAGGUGGAGGUGUCCCAGCAUGUGCUUCUCCCAGGCAAGAAUAUGACAGUCUGGCUUCACCAUGUGCUCUGCACCAUAAUAAUGAUGAUAAUGAUGACGACGAAAAUGGCAAUGAUGAUGACAAUAACAGUGAUGAAGGUGAUGCCAGGUCUCCCUCAGCUAGCUCAGCCUCAGACUCCAGCCGCUCUGCUACUAAACCGGUAGUUAUCCCUAAUGCUGAAGAGAUCAAGGCAGCCAGGUGGCAGCGCCGCGCCACCCGAGCCCGGAAAGAAUUCCUUUCCCUGGAUAGAGAUGGCCACAGUUCCGCGGGUAGCACCCCAGAUCACUACAGCAGGGAGGAUGAAGAAGACAGAGUGGAUGAUGAUGAUGAUGAUGAGGCAGAUGAUCAUGAGAGAAGAAUCGAGUUUGCACCAAGACUGAAGAGCAUUAGAGAGAGGAUUGCCGAGAAACUUGGAGAGAGUGAUGGAAGUCUCUCAGGAACUGAUGGAGAAGAGCAGGAACUUUGGGAGGAGACACAAAUUGAGAAGGGAGUCAAGAGACGGCCAGGAGAUCAGAGCCCAUCUGGCAGUGAUUCCAGCAGCUACAGCAGCAGCAGGAGAGACCGACGACGACAACACAAGAGAUCAACAGGGGUCAGAUCCCUAAAGACUCUUCCUCCCAUCAGUGUUUCAAUGAUCAAGAAGAGGAUUACAGCAAAACUAGACUCCUUGAAGGAGGUGCACAGAGCACGGCAGGCAGAGUUGAGGAGGAUGGAGGGCGAUGUUGAGAGUGCUAAAACCUCUGCGGAAACUCUGGAGGAAAGUUCAUCAGAGAGCCAGCUGAAGUUUUACAGGGCUAUGACCCUCUUUAUCCACAACCUGGUGGAAUGUCUACGAGAGAAGAUUGUUGAGAUCAACUCACUGGAAUUGGAUUUGCACUCUCUGCUGUCCGGCCAGAUGGACGCGCUGUUAGCACAGAGACGACAAAGGACCAAGGAACAGGCUGACCGCCUGCAGCAGCUCAGCUAUGGAACCUCAGCCAGUGGAACAGAAAGUCAAGGUGAGGCCAACUCUGCUGUUAAAGCUGAAGAGGAUUUGGAUAUACCUGAAGACACACAGCCCUCAGCAGAAGAGGAGGAGCAGGUGCAGAAGAAGAUAGCUGAUAUCCUGUUGAGGUCCCAGACAGUGUUUUCUGACGUCCAGGACGAUUUUAGCGAUGUUAAGAAGAUUCUGUCCCAUUUUGAAGAAUGGAGAGGAUCUUACUCUGACUCUUACCACAGUGCCUACAUCUCUCUGUGUCUGCCCAAGUUGUUGAACCCCAUCAUAAGACAUCAGCUACUGGCGUGGAACCCACUUAAGGACAAUAUUGGUGACUUUGAAAACCUACCGUGGUUCACAGCAGUGGAGACCUUUUGUCAUGGUCAUGGCCAUGAGGAGCUCGAGCACACAGACAGACAGACACUGUCUAAUAUCAUUGAAAAGACCGUCCUACCCAAAAUACAAGCCUAUGUGGAGCUGGUGUGGGAUCCCAUGUCCCGCCAUCAGUCCGUCUGUCUAUCCGAUGUUUGUCACCGACUGAAGGAGGACUAUUCCAUCUUUGAAGGAGAGCAGAGUAAACCGGUCAAGGCAUUGAAAGAGGCUGUGAUCUGCAGACUGAGAAGCUGUGUAGAUGAAGAUGUCUUCAUCCCUCUUUACCCCAAAGAGUUCCUAGAAGACAGGUCGUGUCCUCAGUGUCGCUUCAGAGAUCAACAGUUCUGGACAGCUGUAAAACUACUAGGUAACAUGGGAAAAUGGGAUCUGCUGCUUCCCGAGUUUGUAUUAAAGGAACUGAUGUUGGACAAACUGCUGAACCGAUACUUGAUGAUCACCAUGUGCAGUCAGACACUGGACAACAAUGCUGUCCAUGCAUGCAGAAAGAUAGCAGAAAGUCUGCCGCUUUCUUGGUUCAAAGGAGAGAAUGCCUGUUUGCCUCAGCUCCAGAAUUUCAGAAACCACCUAGUUCAGAAAGUUCAUACCAUCUGCAAACAGCAGCCUCGUGAAGAUCCAAACACUAGGUCUUCUGUGGUGGAAAUGCUACAGAUUUUGAGUAGAAUCAGGUGCAAUGACUCCAUCAUGGCGAUAGCAGAGAAAUACCACUAUGAAGAUGUCAUCUACUCUCACCAACUGCUGAACCAAGAUACUGCAUGAACAAACGCUGUGGAGUGGAUGGUGGAUCAAACGUAGUACACUGUCAUUUUAAAAGCAAGUCAAACUAGGAGAGUAACUGAGUGGCCGCUGCCUUGUGGACUAGAUCAAAUAUGGGAGGAGCCAUGAGGGCAAUUGAAGGAUAGCAUAAUGGUGCUUUUGUGGUGGCGCUUAAAUCAUGGGCCAA